CAAGUGGGUUUGUCAGUAUAAGAUUAUAAAUCCAUUAUAUAAUGUGCAUCUAAAUAACCUUAACAUUUAGAAAGAAAAAAAUUUUAAUUUCCUUUAAUACAUCGUCAUUAUAUUGAUAUGAUAGGGAAUACUUUCUUAUCAGUUAGACCGUAGAAAAUGAUAAUUCACAUCAGUCUUGGUUGAAUCGUCGCGCCAAUACUAUAUAUAACAAUAGUAAAAUUAAUUUUAUUUUUGUGCUCUCUGAAAAAUUCUACUCUAUAUAGCGCAUGGGAGGUCGAUCACAUUGUAUAUAGUGUGCAAAUUAUCUCUGGUAAUACCAGACGCAUACUACAAUAUAAGUGAUCGUUUAUUUAAACUGUUUUUAAUUGUAUGCUAAUUAUUAUAACGACACAUAACAGACGCUCUUAUUUUAUCCGAUAUGAUAUAUUAGAGAAGUAUUUAUUCAAAUAUUGUUUGAUUGUGUUUCUUCAUUUUGAUUUUCUUAAUAUUUUUAAGAAAAUUCAACAAUUUUUCAACAAUUAAGAGAAUGUCGGGAAUAAAGAAUGAAGAAUUUGGUUUAGAGGACGCUGUGGAAGAGUUUGCAAUGACAUCGUUGGGAAAAUUAAUAUUUGUCGAUUCACAUUCAAGACAUUCUAAAUCACUUUCAUCUGAUGAAUCUUCGAAUUUAGAUUUCAAUGAAUCAUUAUCAUUGGCUUUCGAAAGUCUCUUUCACAUGCCAUAUGAUAUAAUUGAGAAUUAUGCUAAUUCAAUAAAUACACUUGAUAUCAGUCACAACAAAUUUAGCAGAAAUUUGCAAUUUUUAUCGGAGUUUGAAAAUUUGACGUCACUCAAUUUGGAUCACAACAAUAUUGAUUCAUUUACGAUAUUUCCAUAUAUGCCAAAACUUCAGUUACUUUGGAUUAAUCAUAAUCAAAUAGACGAUCUCUUUCCAUUUAUAAAAAGUCUUUACGAAAGCUUACCCAAUCUGCGUUAUCUUUGUCUGAUGGGAAACAAAGCAGCACCAAGUUAUCUCAACGGAGGCAGCUUCUACGAUUAUCUUCAGUAUAGGUUAGUCGUGAUAUCGUGGUUCCCCCGAUUAAUUCAUUUGGACGAUAGAAUCAUCACAGAUGAACAACGAUUAGAGGCAACGAGACUCUUUAAAAGGCCUCUGUUGGAACAAUUUACCGAAAAUGCAGUAAUUCCUGAGUGCAUUAAAGUUUUUCAUAGCAAAUUAUCAAAUAUGUUUGUCAAAAAUUCACUACCCGAGAAACUUCAAAUGUCAAAAAAUUCAAAUUUUAUUAUUUGAAACAGUAUUAGUUGAAUUUUCGGAAUAGGAAAUUACAUUUAUUGCCAUGUGGCAACCUACCGAUACAAAUUCUUUAGAAACUCAUACUAAAAACUUAUUGAAAGCGCAUUAAGGUAAUAAGUUUUCAAGAAGUUUCCAGUUUCUAAUGAUUUCGUAUUAGUAGGACGUGAAUUUAAAAAAAACGAAUUCCGUCCGAAAUUUCAGAUGAAGAAUUUACUAGGAAUUAUAUAUAUUUAAAGACCAAAAACACGAAAAGACUGUAAAAAUCCUUUUCACAAAACUUGUAUAUUAGGUUAAAAAAAAGAAUCGUGAGAUUUCGAAUUUUCUGUGUUCAAUUUUGAAAACUAAUUUUUCUACUUUUCAGAUUUUACAUACACUUUAGAGAAACAAAUUAUACAAUGUUUUUUUAGAAUAUAUAUAUCGAAAAAUUUGUCAAGUUUUUCAGCAAAGUUUUUAUAAGAAAUUGCACGUUUUCCAUUUUUUUAAAAAAUGAAAAUAACUUUUUUUAAAAAAAUAUAUAUAUAUAUAUAUAUGUAAACGACAUAUUUUUAAUAAACGCAUAUAAUGUAUGUUAGGAAAUAAAUUAAAAUAAUUAUAAUUGA
Messenger RNA from Leptopilina boulardi, 1887 nucleotides. RefSeq names its product leucine-rich melanocyte differentiation-associated protein-like. Lineage: Eukaryota; Metazoa; Arthropoda; Insecta; Hymenoptera; Figitidae. The record is from RefSeq and is a predicted model, not a curated record. The transcript has 4 exons. The coding region runs from base 527 to 1285 and encodes 252 amino acids. Gene Ontology annotation, molecular function: protein binding.